This is a messenger RNA of Rhagoletis pomonella (apple maggot), 742 nucleotides long. Its product is annotated as putative nuclease HARBI1. The record is from RefSeq and is a predicted model, not a curated record. Lineage: Eukaryota; Metazoa; Arthropoda; Insecta; Diptera; Tephritidae. The transcript is spliced from 2 exons. Bases 54 to 614 code for a protein of 186 amino acids.
AUAGUAUGAAUGUUUUGCUGGUAAGUUAAUUAAAUUUUCUUGUGCGCAUACUCAUGCUAAUAAAAGUUUACCUGCAGGUAUGUGAUGACAAAAUGACAAUCAGAUAUGUCGAUGCUACACACCCUGGGGCCUGCCAUGACUCAUUAAUUUGGAAUACCAGUCAAUUAAGGGUUUCAAUGGAGGAGGAUUAUUUGCGAGGCAGAAGAAAUGUUUGGUUGCUAGGCGACGCUGGAUAUCCAUUGGAGCCUUGGCUGCUAACACCACACAGAUCAGCGGGAGAGGGCUCCACAGAAAGCAAGUUUAAUGAAGUUCACGCCCGCGCACGUAACGUUGUCGAAAGAACCAAUGGCGUUUUCAAAAAUAGAUGGAGGUGUGUACUAGGAGCAAGAGAGCUGCAUUACGCUCCUAAAAAAGCCGCAAAAAUUAUUAAUGUCUGCUGUGCGUUGCACAAUAUUUGCAUAAGUUAUCGAUGCGAUGACACACCAUUUAUUUCAAAUGCGCCUCCUCAGCCGGAAAAUUUUGAACACCUACAGUCUGAACAAUCUGAACCGAACUCAUCAUACCUCAAUGAGGCUAAGCGUAUUAGAGCUAAUAUAGGAAAUUCACUUUUAUAAAAUUUGUAAAGCCAGUUUUAGUAGAAGAUCCGAAUAACGCAGGACCUUCACCUAUUUCAGUGGAUGAAAUCUAUUUUGUAUGAAAUUUAACGUGUUAGGAAAAUUUUGCUAGCAGGUUGGCUGGAAAA